Messenger RNA from Mesoplodon densirostris (Blainville's beaked whale), 1707 nucleotides. Its product is annotated as solute carrier family 7 member 13-like. The coding region runs from base 1 to 1707 and encodes 568 amino acids. The transcript has 5 exons. The record is from RefSeq and is a predicted model, not a curated record. Gene Ontology annotation, biological process: amino acid transmembrane transport. Lineage: Eukaryota; Metazoa; Chordata; Mammalia; Artiodactyla; Ziphiidae. Gene Ontology annotation, cellular component: membrane. Gene Ontology annotation, molecular function: L-amino acid transmembrane transporter activity.
AUGCAACUCCUGAGGGCAAUAGGAUUCUUCCGUGGAAACAUUUUAAUAUUUAGUGCCACAAUAGGGGCAGGAAUCUUUGUGUCUCCUAAAGGGGUAUUAAAAUAUUCCUCCCUGAAUGUAGCUGUCUCCCUGAGUAUUUGGGCUGCUUGUGCUGUGCUGACUUUGAUCUCCGCUCUCAGUCACGCAGAGCUGGGCACAACAUUCCCUAGAAGCGGAGCACAGUAUUAUUUCCUCAAAAGAUCUCUUGGAUCCUCUGUUGCUUUCCUCAGUCUUUGGAUCAAACUUUUUACUCAUCCCUUAAGACUAGCUACUGAAACCUUGUUAUUAUCUACCUAUACAAUUCAGCCUUUCUAUGCCAGGUGCCCAGCUCCAGAGCUACCAAAGAAGUGUCUAGCUUUGGCUAUUCUGUGGUCUUUGGGACUUCUAAAUACUCGACGGGUGCAAACAGUGGCUUUGUUUCAAACUAUCAGUACUGUGGCAAAGAUGACUGUCCUCUGCUUUAUUUCCCUCACUGGGAUUGUGCUGUUAGGGAUUGGGAAAAAAGAGAACAUGGCCAGGUUUGAGAACGCUUUCGAUGCUGAACUUCCUAAAGUUUCACAGAUUGCAGAAGCCUUCCUACAAGGAUUGUUUGCAUAUUCUGGCACGUCAAUCCUGAACAGCAUAGCAGGAGAGAUAAAAAAUCCUGGUGAAAAUAUUCCCAAAUCUCUGAUUACUGUCCUUCCCAUGGUGGCUGUGAUUUACUUACUGGCUAAUGUAUCCUACCUGGCAGUUUUGACUCCCAGGGAAAUCAUCUCUGCAGAUGCUGUUGCUGUCACCUGGACGGACAAAAUAAUCCCUUCCAUGCAAUGGGUCAUUUCUUUUGGAAUUUCAACUUCAAUAUUUAGCAGCAUGUGUUGUACAGUGCUUUCAGCAUCAAGGAUGAUCUACACAGCAAGCCAAGAAGGACAACUGCCUUUGGUCUUCUCGAUGCUCAAUAACCACUCGUGUCCAACCAUGGCUGUCAGCCAGAUAAUCAUCUUAACUUCAGUUGUUAUUAUAACCUCAGAUUUGAUCAAUUUAAUAAAAUAUUCAGGAUUAGCAACAUGGUUUUUAAGAGGGUUACAUAUGAUAGGUUUACUUAAACUAAGGUACCAGGAACCCAAUCUACCUAGACCUUACAAGGUGCCUUUGCCAUUUAUAUUUGGAUGCAUAGCUAUAUCUUUGUUUCUGAUUUUGACGCCAUUGAUUCAGGCUCCUAAAAUAGAGCAUGUCUAUGGGCUUAUCUUUAUGUUCAGUGGACUCCUGUGUUACUGGAUUCAUGUUCACCUUAAUCAACAUUCUGUCUGUUUUGUCAAAAUCACUUGUUAUUUACAAUUACUGUUUAAUGUUUCACCAUCUGAAGACCAUGAUGAAGAAGUCAGUCGCCUACAACGCAAAAAUCAUACAGAAGAGCCACAAAGGAAAGACGCAUUCCUUCCCCAACCACCACAGGCCAGGCAAAAUGUUUCGCUUUACGGCAAGUCUCAGGAGUCGCGCUGUAGAUACCGUAAAAGGGAGGGAAGGCCUCGUUGGGGAAGCUCAGGCUUCUGGCUUUGCGACACCGUCGGGGCGGGAAAGUGCCGGCUGUCGGUUGGAGCAAGGGUCCUCGGCCCGCCCCCUAGGGCCGGACUUCCGCGCACCCGGGAGGCGUGCCCCGGUCUAUCAGACCCAGCGCUGGGCGCCGGUUAA